Molecule: messenger RNA, 2985 nt
Organism: Besnoitia besnoiti
Lineage: Eukaryota; Apicomplexa; Conoidasida; Eucoccidiorida; Sarcocystidae
Exons: 7
Coding region: 1-2985 (994 amino acids)
Biological process (GO): inner dynein arm assembly; cilium movement; outer dynein arm assembly
Molecular function (GO): protein binding
Source: RefSeq, a predicted model, not a curated record
AUGCCAAUUCCUGUCCAGUUUGAGUGGUCACAGUGUCCAGACGCGGUCGUAUUCGCUCUGCGUAUACCGUCGCUGUCUGGCUCUAAGUUGGCUCGAGCUCAUAAAAUAGUGUCACCGACCUAUCUACGGGUUAGCGCGCCGCCGUACCUUUUUGAAGUGGAUCUGUUUGACGAGAUUGACGACACAAGCGCAGAGACGUCUGUAUCCUGCGACCAGCUUUUUCUGAAACUGAAAAAGAAGACGCCUAAACUAUGGAAGGCACCCUGCGCCAGCGACAACUCGGAGCUGAGCCCAGAGGGCCUACGGGAGAGAAGGGAGAACUCCAUCCGAAUUUACGAACAACGGCAAUGCGAACGAAGAAAGCAGCAGAGAAACCUGAAGUAUGAAAAACAGCGAACAGCGCAAGAAGAACAAUGGCGCUUUGACCGUGAGGCUUCCCAGUGGCUCGACUCUCAAACAGAGCUAGAGAAAGCUCGGGCGCUCCAGUUAGUUUACGGCGCAGAUUGCGAUUAUGGCCAGUCCUCGCUUGCCCCUGACGUAGAAAAAAAGGAGGAUUCACACCGUACCACUGAUUUUCAGUCCCAGCACACUCACAGGGUUGACGAUGUGGAGAACUGGCCACACACUUUAGAGAUUGAGAAUGAAACGGAAGAUUUUGUCGCGGGCCUAGUCAACCAGUCUUCACAAGUGUCAUCUGAAGCUGGGCAGAAGCAGCAAAAUGGCCACCACUUUGACAUGGAAAACGCGAGUUUGGAACUCACUCCACAAAGUCAAGCGGAAGUUACCAGCGAUGAGCAGCGCCGCUCCAACGACGCGGACACCGGAGAGUGCUGCAGUUCUGCUGGAGCAGAAGUGCCUGGGUCAGUACAGGAGAAAAGGAAGAUUGUUCUAAGUUUCACAUCUCGCAGGGAUCCUCGACUUCCUGCCCGGGGCGACAAAUUGCCUCCUUUUCCAAGAGACAGCGGGCAUUCUGCGGCGCCAAAAGGGCCACCGCAUGAGAAACCCCCUCGGGAAGGGGACCCGGACUGGCUGAGACGGAAAGGUGAUAAGCUGCUGAAGAAUGGUGACAUCCCAAGUGCAAUGGAAGCCUACAGUGAAGCACUGAAGCUCGCACCGAGUGCACGGUGUUUUGGCAAUCAAGGUUACUGCCAUCUUCUUCUAGGGAAAGUUGACGAGGCAGACACUCAGAGCGUCGGAUAUCAGGGUUGGCUCAUGGCGGCACUAAUCAUCCAAGCAAAUGCCGCACGGUUUCGUGCUGUUGUUCCUCGAGGUCUCCAGUGUAUCGAAGACUGCAAGCACGGCCUGAAUGUUCUAAGCUCCACUCAGCAGGUGCCGGAAGGGGAACUCGUCCCGGCUCUGACACGUGAGGACGCCCGACUGCGGGCUAUUCUCUAUAACAGAGUUGCAGUUUGCUUCCUUGCGAAAGGACUGCUUGACCGAGCAGUUUCAAUGCUGGACGAAGCACUGAAAGACGUAUCAGGGAUAUCUCUGGACCAAGCGAAGCUUCUUCAGAGCGAUAAAGACCACAUACACAAGUAUGUGCAAACAUCGUCUCGCGUGGCUGGCUUAUCUUCCAAGCGUGGCGAUGUCGCUGAAUUCCUGUGCGUCUUUUCCUGCAUGACGAAUCGAGCAACGGGCCGCUCCGCGUGUUUUUGGACUCAUGGCAUUCGAGAUGCCUUCAGGCUACAGCAUAUUGUCGGAAAAAAGAAAAGAGCCGAUGGGUUUCUCCGCAGGGCCAUCCAGUACAACAGGCACGCGGGGUUGGCUACUUGGGCAUCGAAGGAGAGCUCAGCCCCGACCGAGGAGCCUACUGCAGAAGAGGCAGUUGAACUCUACACACAAAUCAUCGAUGCUACAGAAUGCAACGCCUUCUACAGCCUUCUACGUGCACUGCAUUUCAGCAACAGAUCCCUCGCCUUCCUGCACAGCAGAGAUGCCAAAGCGUGCCUGCUGGAUUGCGAAGCGGCCGCGGAGAUCCUGAAAGCAGCCGGCAUCACGCCAGAGCACUGGCCUCGACGCAACACCACACAGAAAGGGACUGCCGCCGUCGGGCGUACAAGUCACUUGAAAGUCCCUGGAAACUCAACACCAGUGGCUUUCGCUCCAGCGAGCGGCGACGUUCUGAAGUCCCUGUGGACGAAAACGCGUCUUCGAAGAGCUGCGGCUUUAGAGUUCCUCGGGCGCAUGGAAGAGACGCUGGAGCAAGUGUCGAGUAUUUUGAGUGCAGACGCAACGCAUGCAGAAGCUACGGCUAUUCUGACCAGGGUAGAAUACAAAAUGCGUCUCGCAUCUUUGCGCUCCGGCGCAGGGCCAGCAGGUGCUGACGACACCCCGUCGUCCAGUGGAGGCAACUCGGGGACUCACGGUAAAGAAGAUGGCGCACCGCGGAGCGCCUCAACCCUGGCGCAGAUGGAGUGUCUCGUGGCUGCCGCGGGAACUCACCUGCGGAGACACGAACACGAAGCCGCACUGGAGCUUUACAACCGUGCAGCCGCGAUGGGGCGUUGCCAGCCCGAUGCAAGCGAUCCCAAGUCGUUGACAAGCUCCGUCCUUAUGCGUGUCGAGCGCAUUCGUGCUCUGGCGAACGCUGCACUCUGCCACCGGCACCUUGGUCACGAGGAAUCUGUGGUCGACGUCGCGUCUCAAGCCCUUCAGGAGAUCGGGGAGCUGAAAAACGCGAACAAUCCUGAAGAACGCGUUUCAGUUCCUCACAGCGAACUUCUUAAAAUUGAGUGCUCAUGCCUGGCGCGACGCACGCCCUUAGUGUUCCCUAGGGAGUCAUGCGCGCUCGGCUCUGUGACGGCCUCCCCUCAGCUUUCAGAAGAGACACAGAAGAGCAGUCACGUGAGCACAGGUGCAAUCCGCAACGUUUUCAUCCCUACGGGGUCUCCCCUUCUGCGCGUGCGCUGUUCAGACAUGUGGCACAGCGUUCCCUCCGGCGUGGGACGCAGUCUAAAGCGACUGGGUAGCAGCCCCAUCACGUGA